AUGAUCAGUUGCUUUCCUCGCCGGUUCCUCGUGCAUCAACCGCCACGUCUGCUUUCACGACGACUGUUUUCCGUGAAAGCAGUCCAUUCCUCCUUCCCUGCGACCUUACACUACUACUGCCCGCGCCGCGGCUCAAGCCUGUUCGAUCACCGCGAGAAUGACGACCGACCAGACGACUUGUAUGACGAAGGCGUAAUUGUGGGAAAACAUGGAUUGGUAUACCCAGGUGUGAAGGGGACAUCAGUUUCAAACGGAGCUGUCAUGUUUCCAAACACCUUCAUGAUGCAAGAGCUAGCGCGCAGAUACUUCGACGAAGUUCUUGAUCGUGAAGAGGAGGGCAAGCAAGUUGAUCGACCAUUUAUCUAUACUAUUCCUCGAGAUCUGAAUCGGUUGUUGAAUGAGUUCUACAACACGCAUGCGCAAGAGGAAUCCGCCGAGAAGUGGUUGGAUGCACACCCCUAUCAGGCAGCCAUAGCAGACGACGCAGACGCCGAGUGGAUGGCGAAGUAA
Messenger RNA from Emericellopsis atlantica, 510 nucleotides. RefSeq lists its product as uncharacterized. The transcript is spliced from 3 exons. Lineage: Eukaryota; Fungi; Ascomycota; Sordariomycetes; Hypocreales; Bionectriaceae. The record is from RefSeq and is a predicted model, not a curated record. The coding region runs from base 1 to 510 and encodes 169 amino acids.